ACUACUAACGACAAGAAGAAGCGAAGCAUCUCCGUAGAAGAAGAAUCUUCGCCUCAAAUAUGGAUCCCAACAGCGGCCAAGGCAAGAUGAACAACGAUGGAGACAUCACUUCUGUUAUGGGAUUCUCUGGCUUUGGAAAGAAGGCCCGCACAUUUGACCUGGAUGCCAUUUUUGAACAGACCCGGCGAACGGCCAUUGAGAGGAGUCGCCAAGUGCUAGAUGACAGAGAGAAGGAAAUGGAGGCGCAAGGGGAAAGCUCAAUGUCAGUCCACACACAGAAAGACGCAGAGAAGGCAGCAGCCACCUCCAGAAAAGAGGACACGGACAGCAGCAGUUCAGACUCUGAACCUGUUGGCCCUCCACCACCUGGAAAAGACUCAAAGGAGGAGGAGGAGGAAGACGAGGAGGAGGAUUUGGUGGGACCCCCUGUUCCUCCUGGUUACGAAGGCGGUGACGCUCAAAGCGACAGUGACGACGAAGAUGAGGAGCAAAAUGAAGAGGACGAUGAUGACAAUCCCGUCAAGAAGAUUCCUGAUACUCAUGAGAUAACUCUGCUGCACGGCACCAAGGCGGUGUCCGCGAUGGCCCUGGACCCGUCGGGCGCCCGUCUAGUGACGGGCGGCUACGACUUUGACGUGCGCUUCUGGGAUUUUGCCGGCAUGGACCGAGCUUUGCAGGCCUUCCGCUCCCUGCAGCCAUGCGAUUGUCAUCAGAUCCGAGCAUUGCAGUACAGCAUCACCGGUGAUCGCAUCCUGGUGGUGUCGGGAAACGCACAAGCCAAAGUGUUGGACCGCGACGGCUUUAACGUGAUGGAGUGCAUCAAGGGAGACCAGUACAUUGUCGAUAUGGUCAACACCAAGGGCCACACGGCGAUGCUCAAUGACGGCAGCUGGCAUCCCAAAAUAAAAGAGGAGUUCAUGACGUGCUCCAAUGACGGCACCGUGCGAACGUGGGACGUAACAUCGGAGAAGAAGCACAAGGCUGUGUUCAAGCCUCGCUCAGUCCAAGGGAAGAAGGUCACUCCCACGUGCUGCACCUACAGCCGUGACGGAAAGCUCUUAGCGGCCGGCUGCCAGGACGGAACCAUCCAGAUAUGGGACAGAAACCUCAGUGUGCACACCAAGUUCCACUGCCGGCAAGCCCACACUCCGGGAUCCGACAUCUCCCGCCUUUCCUUUUCCUACGACGGCACCGUUCUUGCCUCACGUGGAGGCGAUGACACACUGAAGAUUUGGGAUAUCCGCAACUUCAAGAAGCCAUUAAACAUGGCCAACGGACUGACUAACUACUUCGCCAUGACCGACUGCUGUUUUAGCCCAGAUGACCAGCUCGUCGUAACUGGGACCUCAGUGAAGCGAGACGAAGGCAACGGGAAGCUGGUCUUCUUUGACCGAGCCACCUUUCAGCGGGUCUACGAGAUAGAAGUCUCGAAUGCGAGUGUUGUGCGUUGCCUGUGGCAUCCCAAGCUCAACCAGAUCAUGGUGGGGACCGGAAAUGGGCUGGUCAAGGUCUACUAUGAUCCCAUUAAGAGCCACAGGGGAGCUAAGCUGUGCGUGGUGAAGAGCAAGACCAAACAGAAGCAUGCCGAGGCGUUAGCCCAGGAGUACGUUAUCACACCUCACGCCUUGCCCAUGUUCAGAGAAGCCCGGCAGAGGAGCACUCGCAAGCAGCUGGAGAAGGACCGACUGGAUCCCAAGAAGUCCCACAAACCCGAGCCCCCCGUGUCCGGACCAGGCCGAGGCGGCAGAGUGGCAGCUCACGGCGGCACCCUGUCGUCCUUCAUCGUGAAGAAUAUCGCCUUGGAUAAGACCGAUGACAGCAACGCUCGCGAGGCCAUCUUGCGUCAUGCCAAGGAAGCGUCAGAGAACCCGUACUGGGUGGCCCCGGCCUACAAGAAGACGCAGCCCAAUCCUGUGUUUGCUGAGGACUCCGAGGAGGACGAGGAGGCCGACAAGGAACCAGAAUGGAAGAAGCGUAAAAUCUGAAGCCUUGGAAAUCCGAACUUCUUAUAUUAAGAGGCUAAGCGGACUCGUGGUUGCUUGCAUAAAACAGACGCUCAGGCCCAGAACGCUGUUUGGGGGAUGUACUUGUCUGACUUUGUCAGUGCAAUCGGUGUCAGUAAACUACACGUUUGUGGUUCCCAUCUCCAAACACCCACCAUUCACUAUGUUAUCCUUCAUCCUUGAUAUUUUUAAUAAACAGACAGGACAGAAAUGUCAUCAAAUCAUUUGAAA
Messenger RNA from Hippocampus comes (tiger tail seahorse), 2234 nucleotides. RefSeq names its product WD repeat domain 70 (gene wdr70). The transcript is spliced from 18 exons. NCBI's taxonomy places the organism in Eukaryota, Metazoa, Chordata, Actinopteri, Syngnathiformes, Syngnathidae. Gene Ontology annotation, molecular function: protein binding. The record is from RefSeq and is a predicted model, not a curated record. Gene Ontology annotation, cellular component: nucleus; site of double-strand break. Bases 60 to 1985 code for a protein of 641 amino acids.